UACGGGGGUAAUUCUUCCUUGUUGCCCCGACGCUCAGUCCAAUGCAAAGCAAAAUUAGUGCUUAAUAGGGAAGCGAGCCUGCCUCGGCCGGCGGUCAUAUUACUGUCCAACCGCGCCGUCGCCGCCCACGGAUAACGUUAUAAUUUCUUCACCACGUCGUGUUUUUUUGCUAUUUAUUUGCCUGUCUUUCCCGUAACUACCAGCAGAGUUAUUCAUUUUCUCGGUACGGAGGGCCACAGAGAAACGGAGGAAGUGUUUUUGUUCAGUUCUUUGUAAAUGUCUCCUCCACCUGAAAAAAGAGGGGCUUCUUCUGCUCAACCUCAUUUAGGGCGGCGCAGGCACAAUUCUGAGGAGGGGGAAGCUUCUUCUUCUUCUGCAGCUAGGAGCUUAAGGCCAGAGUCACAUGAGGUAGAGGUUUCGGCUGAGGAUGAUAAUGAAGGCCUUGUAUGGCCUGAGCCGUUUGUGGAGGCGGUGGCAAGGAAAGUGGCUCUUGCGGCUGCCCAAGGCGGCGGAGCGCUGGCUGCUGCACCUGCUCUUGUGACCGUGUUUCAGGUGUGCUCCACCUGGCGGACUAUUUCCCAUUCUGAAAUUCUGUGGGAGGCCCUUGUGCAAGAUGUCUGGGAGUGGGACACAUCACAAACAACACGAAGACCGCAAUCUUGGCGUGACGAAUACAUUCGCCUUCACUCGACGGCAUCCAACUUCCGUCACAACCGAGCCAAAUACACUCUGAUUGAAUACGAAGUGUCCAGCGAUUCAAGCGGCAACGGUGCCGGAGCCGUUUGUCGGUGCCUUACUCUGUCGCCGGAAUAUUUGGCCGUCGGUUUUUUUGACGGGGCUGUACGCAUUUUUAGCCUGACGAGCAAAGAAUGCGUUAAUACAAUGAAGCCCCCUCACGAGAAUCGUCUGGGGCCGUUGUCCAGGGCCAUUUCGGGAAUUGUUAUAAACGAUGAUAGAGUCGUUUUCGCGUCAUUUGACGGAAAUGUGUUCGUUGGGGAAGUUUUGACGGGGCUUGUCCGGCGCGCGCAUGUGGGCAACGUUGUGAACGAUGGCACGCUGGUGGACUUCACCGGCUCGGAGAAGUUUUGGGUGGGUUUGUAUGCUGGUAUCCCCGGUCAUGCCUGUCAUAUUUGGGAUGCCGUGACAGAGCAAUUAGUGUUUAAUGCCGGAGACAUUACCGAUUCGGAGGCACUGCGAGGGUGGCGUCUGUUGACGGAACAAGCGGAGCGCAUUGGGCGCGUGAGAGUUAACAGAGAUGGAAUUCUUCUCACUGCAACGCGGUUCAAGGUUACAGUAUUCGACCUGGAGAGUUAUGGAGUUUCCUUUAGGAGAGAGGAAAUUGCUAUGGAUGAACAACAACAGCUUAUAGUGGAAAGCGUAGACGCAAAUAAUGACUGGUUCUUGACUGCGUCAGAUGACGGCGCCGCAAGAAUUCGCCGAAUUACUGAUUUUGAAGAUAGUUGGGCUUUUUCCUUCGCCGAAGCAGCCGCAACAGAUGCCAAUUCUGCCAACUCCACUACCAGCACCAGCAGAAGUAGCAGUGGUAAUACAAAUAGCGAUCGUCGUAAUAGAGUGAGGGUUUUUGGGGCUCUAAAUACGCGGCAGGCGUUUCUUUGCAUUGAAGGGUCGGUGCACGCGUGGGAUGCCAAGUCUGGCAUGCGUCUCUACCGCUUGGACGAAUGGAUGGGCGAGGUGUUUGAUCUGGUGGCUGACGAUGAACACGUGGCGGGUUGCGCAAUCGACACAGGAAUCCAUCUAUGGAGUUUCAGACCUUGAUCUAACGAGGAAGAAAGGUUUUGUUUUUAUUUUUAUUUUUAUUUUGUCUGUUUUUGUCUGUUUUUGUCUCUUUCUACAAACUCACAGUAACGUAGGGCUGAGAGAGUUUUUACACUGUUUGAUGGGAGUGUAUUGCAAAGCAGCAUAAUGGGAAGCCGCAGCCUGAAUAUUCUGAUGAAUUUAGUAAAAAUCAUUCUUUUUGAUUGAAUUCCUGACAAUCAAAUCUGAAGGAAUAUUUUUUCACUGAA
This is a messenger RNA of Cryptomeria japonica (Japanese cedar), 2024 nucleotides long. Its product is annotated as transcriptional regulator STERILE APETALA. The coding region runs from base 277 to 1776 and encodes 499 amino acids. The record is from RefSeq and is a predicted model, not a curated record. Lineage: Eukaryota; Viridiplantae; Streptophyta; Pinopsida; Cupressales; Cupressaceae. Gene Ontology annotation, molecular function: protein binding. The transcript is spliced from 2 exons. Gene Ontology annotation, cellular component: preribosome, large subunit precursor.